CGGAAGUAAAGGGUGCGGUUGUAACUACAUAGCUGAUAAACUGAAACGCUUUAAAAUAGUUUUAUUUCAAAUUUGAUCGGCUCAGAUUGCUCAGGCAAAAUAUAUUCCUCCCCUUUAAACCGCGUAUACCUUUAAGUCCGCCCGGCUCUGACGGUGUGUGUGUAUGUGUGUGUGUGUGUUUAAUGGUUUGAGCUCGAGCUCUCCUGUCAAUAUCGCACUUUAAAUGCUCCAAUGUAAUGCGAUGGGAUUCUGAUCAUGGAUAAAACCCGAAUCCUGAUCGUGUGUUUGGCUGUGUUGGGAUUUGGUGGAGGAUGUGACGGUCUGUUGUGUAACUGUACCACGUCUCAGUGUGAAAAGAAUGGUUACCGCUGUGAGACGACGGGGGCCUGCAUGGCUUCAACCUCCCUUAUUGAUGGCCAGGAGCAGCACGUUCGAAUCUGUAUCGAUAAAGAGAAGCUGGUUCCUCCUGGGCAGCCUUUCUUCUGCCUGAGUGCCGAGGGGCUGCUCAACAUCCACUGCUGCUAUACGGACUACUGCAACAGUCUGGACCUCAAGGUGCACUCGGUGACUGUGCAGCCUAACUCGUCGGCCAUGAUGGGCGGCUGGGGGCCGGUGGAGCUGGCCGCCGUGGUUGCAGGUCCUCUGUUUGCACUGUUUGUGCUGGUUUUGCUGGGCCUCUUCCUUUUCCAACACCACCAGAGAGCCUAUGGCCACAGACAGAGGCUGGAGGUGGAGGACCCCAGCACUGAGCACCUGUACCUGACUAAGGACAAAACGCUGCAGGACCUCAUCUAUGACUUGUCCACAUCUGGCUCAGGAUCAGGUCUGCCACUGUUUGUGCAGAGGACAGUAGCCCGGACUAUUGUGCUGCAGGAGAUCAUAGGGAAGGGCCGCUUUGGAGAGGUGUGGAGGGGGAAAUGGAGAGGAGGAGACGUGGCGGUGAAGAUUUUCUCCUCUCGAGAAGAGCGCUCCUGGUUUCGCGAAGCUGAGAUCUAUCAGACCAUCAUGCUGCGGCACGAGAACAUUCUGGGCUUCAUCGCUGCCGACAACAAAGAUAAUGGCACAUGGACUCAGUUGUGGCUGGUGUCUGAUUAUCACGAGCACGGCUCUCUGUUCGACUAUCUGAACCGAUACUCCGUCACCAUAGAGAUCAUGAUCAAACUGGCGCUUUCUGCCGCCAGUGGCCUGGCACAUCUGCAUAUGGAGAUCCUGGGCACUCAGGGUAAGCCUGGUAUUGCUCACCGUGACCUGAAAUCAAAGAACAUUCUGGUAAAGAAGAAUCUCACGUGUGCUAUUGCUGAUCUGGGCCUCGCAGUACGCCACGAGUCUGUAACAGAUACCAUCGACAUCGCCCCCAACCAGCGCGUGGGCACCAAGAGGUACAUGGCUCCUGAGGUGUUGGAUGAGAGUAUCAACAUGUGCCACUUUGACUCCUUUAAAUGUGCUGACAUCUACGCGCUGGGGCUGGUGUACUGGGAGAUCGCCCGCCGCUGCAAUGCCGGAGGUAUCCAUGAGGAAUACCAGCUCCCCUACUAUGACCUGGUGCCCUCUGACCCAUCCAUUGAGGAGAUGAGAAAGGUGGUGUGUGACCAGAGGUUACGACCCAAUGUGCCCAACUGGUGGCAGAGCUAUGAGGCGCUGCGUGUGAUGGGGAAGAUUAUGAGGGAGUGCUGGUAUGCCAACGGUGCCGCUCGACUGACCGCUCUGCGCAUCAAAAAGACCCUGUCUCAACUCAGUGUGGACGAGGACGUCAAGAUGUGAAAGAAGCCCAAGCAGAGUGACGGUCACAGAACAUUGUAACAAAAAAGCAUACAAAAUUACUACUACUCCAAACUAUCCUGCCAGUUUGAGAAAAUGUAACGCCGUCAGUCAAGUUGUGACGCGGCCUACCUCACCCACAAAGCCAAAACUACUAACAAAAUUGUAUUGCAUCAUAUUCUUGAACUCAACUGCUCCUCCAUCCCUUUUUAACGUGCGGCCGCCGACUGCAAGUCCUGAUCCUACUGAUCUACAGUGCACUGCUGCCCCUAUAAUAGCUGAUAAUAGCAAAACUGUAUUAUCAUGGUAUUGAUAUUAAAUUUCCCAAAUAUUUCACUUAGCCCCAUAUCAGCAGCUCGGAGCAGAGAUCACUUUUAACUUGCAUAUUGUGUGAACUCCUAACGUGUCACUGAAUCCAGUUCAGGGCUGCUAUCGUGUCAAGAAGUGAAAUUUGAAUGUGGGUUUGUACAGAUCUUAUUGCACUCCGUCUGUCUCGCUCUUGUAGGAACGUGGGUUGUAUGUGUUAAACUUUAGCAGAGUAUCUUACUUGAAUGCAGGUGCUAUUUUAAGCUUUAGCUUUUGGUAUAAUUGGGGUGCAUAUAGUUUUACCCAAACCUCAGAUUUAAAGCGAGGGUUAAAUAAAAGACAGAUUGGGUCGGUCACUCCAGGGAAAGCUGACAUCUAUCUUGAAAAAUAUCUAAAAAAUAUAUAUAUAUAUCUGUUAGGUUAUAUUCUGGCACUACUGAUGUAUGUGUUCAGUGGAGUGACUUCAUGAAAGCUGGACAGUGCCUAAAAUGUUUUUUUUCUUUUUUCUUCAUGAGACAUGAAUUAAUCUGUUAUUACUGCAUUCAUUCAUGGAUGACCUAUGUAUUUUGUGUGUAAUGUGUGUGUGUGUGUGUGUGUGUGUGUGUGUGUGUGUGUGUGUGUGUGUGUGUGUGUGAACUGGAUAUUCGCCAUCUCUCUCCUUCUAUGACUCAUUCACACACUUGGUGAAUGGUACAUUGUGUAUUUAUUUUAGGUUUAACAUUCUGCAUUUGCUCUUUUUGCUUUAGUGUCAUUCGAUUUCUCUUUUACUCCAUAAGUAAAGCUAAAUGUAUAUAGAAUGUAUUUUUGGAAAGGUACAGCAGUGUAUAUCUCAUUCCCUUUUGGUUUUAGGUUGAUUAGAUACUAAGCUAAGUGAAAGUGUUGGGGUGAUUUUUAGCUGCUCUCACGCUGAUGGGAUUGGUUGGUGGGAUGAAGCUCUCUGAACAUAACCCCAACACACUGAUGAAUUUUCAUUUUUGGUUCCACGUUUUCACUUAUCACUGUAGCAUCCCGUAGCAACAGUAUGACCAAUUUAACAGUAUCUAUUUGGCAAUAUGCCUUUUAACCUUUUGAAAGCACUGGAAAUGUCGAGUAGAUGAAAGGUUUAUGCAAUAUUCACAGGGAGUGCACCAGUUAGGUAGAAUUUACCUACAUGCCAAACUGAAACUUGAUGGAGCAUUAGUACUUUUAACAGUACACUGGCGUAGUGUGCAUGUGGAGACAGGACGAGCUGUUAAACCUUACCUUAAGGAGUGGCGUCAGCUCUUUGACACUGUAUUUUUGACUACUAAACCACACAAGAACCUUUUAUAUAAUCAGUACUACUGCCCUGCUCCUGCUCACUCUCCCUUACUCUUCUUGAUAUGCAAGUUGUAAAUAGUUUGUAUGUAUGAUUUCCCCCCCUCCGGAUGGGUUUUUUUUUUUUUUUUUUUUGAAUCCUAUAGACAGUUCUUGAAGCUUGCUGUAUUUUUGUGAUGAACUUUUUUUUUGUUGAGUGUACACUCACAGGUACUACUGAUCUCUGAUAGUUCUUUCUCUCUCUUUAGAAUAUUCAGUCUUAAUGAUCGGUAUACAGAUACUCACUGUAUAAAUAGGAUGCGUAGUCAUGUUAAAAGAUGAAGAGUUCUUAGGAUUCGAUGCCAACUUGGCAUGAAAUUGUUAAUCGAAACCUCUCUAGCAUGUGAAAGCCAAAAAUAAUAUUUAUGGAGAGUUGGUUGUCUUUUCUGUGGUUCUUAUGUUCUUAUUAGGACUCUUGUUUUUACGGGGGAAAACCUGUAUGUGUUUAUUACACUGGAAUAUACACUACUGAAUACACUACAGUACUCUAAAAUUUAACGGCAAAAUCCACACUAUUGUCUGUGCUCUGCUGAUCCUGAAACUGCUCUUUUGGUGCAGCCUCAGCCAGUUGUGAAAUUGUUCAUUUUUAGGUACAGAUAAGAUUUUUUUUGUUUAUUUUUUGUCUAUUUGAUUUCUUUCCUAUUACGCAGUGGUAUUUUUUUUUUUUCCACUUUGGUUUCACCUCUCCAGCUGAAAGUGUAUGUACAUAUAUUUAUAGCUUCCUGACAAAGUUUCUGCUGCUGCUGUGUUUUGGAGGCAUGAGCAUAGUCAGGGUUAUAAUAUUUAUGAAUUUAGGUCGGCUCCUGUUAUGCUUCUAAUUCAGAAGAGACCUGUGUAGCUAUGAUGCCUGAAAUGCCUCGUCGUUAUUCUAAUACACAGGCUGGAUAUGAGCCUUCGUUCCUAUGUAUUACUAUAAGGAAAGGUGUAUAUUGUAACAGACUGACCUUUGACCCUGCAACCUGUCUGCUGAGUAUAAUCUCAGUGAGCUCCUAAACCCAAAUCAGUCUUUUCAGGAAUUGUUUCCAAUCAUGUACAUAAGUAAUAUUAUACAGUAAUAAAGACAUUUUCCUACA
This is a messenger RNA of Pangasianodon hypophthalmus (striped catfish), 4472 nucleotides long. RefSeq names its product activin A receptor type 1Bb (gene acvr1bb). The transcript is spliced from 9 exons. Gene Ontology annotation, molecular function: activin binding; ATP binding; activin receptor activity, type I. The coding region runs from base 256 to 1761 and encodes 501 amino acids. Gene Ontology annotation, biological process: activin receptor signaling pathway; nervous system development; protein phosphorylation. NCBI's taxonomy places the organism in Eukaryota, Metazoa, Chordata, Actinopteri, Siluriformes, Pangasiidae. Gene Ontology annotation, cellular component: plasma membrane; activin receptor complex. The record is from RefSeq and is a predicted model, not a curated record.